This is a messenger RNA of Zerene cesonia (dogface butterfly), 2455 nucleotides long. RefSeq names its product G protein-activated inward rectifier potassium channel 3-like. NCBI's taxonomy places the organism in Eukaryota, Metazoa, Arthropoda, Insecta, Lepidoptera, Pieridae. Gene Ontology annotation, cellular component: plasma membrane. Gene Ontology annotation, biological process: potassium ion import across plasma membrane; regulation of monoatomic ion transmembrane transport. The transcript has 4 exons. The coding region runs from base 507 to 1979 and encodes 490 amino acids. The record is from RefSeq and is a predicted model, not a curated record. Gene Ontology annotation, molecular function: inward rectifier potassium channel activity.
UGUAAAUCUUAUCUGCAGAGGCACUGGCAGUGAAUGAGUGAACACCGUCAAUUGUUUCCGAGCGCGUGGCCAGUUAACAAAUAAAGUCGGAUUACAAUUGGAAUAGGUACCAACAACAAGACUUGUCUGCAUGCGGUUGACAGUCAUCUCAAUCCUGGCGAUCGAUCCACACGCCGAGGGUUUUGUUAUAAUCCUGGUGCGAUGUAUUUACAAAUAAUUCACGCCAAUACAAAUAACUGAUGUUGUGAUAGAACUAACUUGUAGCGCCGCGUUUUCCCGCCUAAAUGUACCUAUAGACAAAUAUUUUUUAUGUAAUCUGAUGUAUGUGUAAUUGUUUUACAAAUUCUGAAUAAGAAUGAUAAUUGUUUGAUAUGAAAAACGAUGAGAAUACCCCAAACGAUGAUGACAAUAAUAUUAGUAUGCAAAAUGGAUCAGAAUUCAGUGCUUAAAACUGAAUCCUUCUCUUUGACAAGGUCCUGGUUAAUAUCGUGAUAAAAAGACCAAACAUGGAAGCGUCCUCAUCAAAUCGUAAUACUUAUGAGAUGGAAAUUCGCAAAGAAGAUGAAGUGCAAAAAGAACCAAAACCGAAACCGUUAUUGGCGAGUGGCAAAAUAUUCUACAAACCAGGAGUGAUAGAAGAAGAAACGGACGAAACCAGCGUAUUUGACAGCUCCGUGGUGGAGUCGCCGAUGCUUGGAUUCAGUGCUAGUGGACUGCUGCGACACUCCAUACACCCGGUUAGCAGCUUGCAUAGAAUACCGACAUAUAGCAGUUCUAUUGGACAGAGCACGAUUUAUCGAGUGGAUAGCUGUAGAAACCGCUCGCAUAGACAUGGAGCUUCUAGAAGAACUAGACGGCGCGCUAUUCUCAAAAAUGGCGAGUGCAACAUUGUCAAGUCAAGAAUUCAGCAACGGAGGCUGCGCUUCUUGCAGGAUAUGUUUACGACGCUUGUAGAUGCACAAUGGAGGUGGACAUUGCUAGUAUUUACGCUCUCGUUCAUCCUUUCUUGGCUGGGAUUUGCACUCAUAUGGUGGUUAAUUGCGUUCACACAUGGCGAUCUUGAACCCGACCACUUACCACCGAUGCAGGAGUCCUCGAAUUGGAAACCUUGUGUGUUCAACAUUUACGACUUCACCUCAUGUUUCUUAUUCAGUAUAGAAACUCAACACACCAUUGGGUAUGGUUCGCGUACAACCACAGAAGAAUGUCCCGAAGCAAUUUUCAUAAUGUGCCUCCAAAGUAUAGUGGGAGUUAUGAUACAAGCUUUCAUGGUGGGUAUCGUAUUUGCGAAGAUGACUAGACCAAAACAUAGAACACAAACACUGCUAUUUUCUAAACACGCUGUUAUCUGCCAACGAGAUGGUGAGCUCAGCCUUAUGUUCCGCGUCGGCGACUUAAGGAAGUCUCAUAUAAUAGGAGCUAGUGUAAGAGCGCAAUUGAUCCGAUCUAGAACAACCAAAGAAGGAGAAGUGCUCUCCCAUUACCAAACCGAACUAGAAUUAAACGCAGAUGGAUGUGAUAGCAAUCUAUUUUUCAUUUGGCCUAUUACAAUGGUACAUAAAAUAAACGCUAGCAGUCCUUUCUAUGGUGUAUCCGCCGCUGAUGUUCUUCAAGAAAGAUUUGAAAUAGUUGUAGUUUUGGAGGGUACCAUCGAAUCAACAGGGCAGACAACACAAGCACGUUCUAGUUAUACAACAAGUGAAAUAAUGUGGGGUCAUAGAUUUGUGCCAUUAGUGACAUAUAAUCGUGAACGUCAAGGAUAUGAAGUAGAUUAUUCUAAAUUCGACGAAACUACACAAGUUGACACACCGUUGUGUUCCGCAAAGGAACUCGAUGAGUUUUAUGGAAGCCAAGCUGACCAUAGAUCAAUCGAGAGUGCAGAACCCAUGGUCCUAAAGCUGCCCGAACGACCAAAGGAACCCAAAACGCCCGAACCGAAAGCAGUUCAGAAGAAUGGAGAUUUUACUGUUACUCUAUGAGAUAUAAAAAUACCUAAUGUUAAGAUAAUAAAAUAUAUUUUUGUAAGUGUCUUUAGAAUUUAUAGAAAUGUUGAGACCAAGUCAAAAAAGAUCCCUAUUUUAUACACAAAAUGUAAUUUUUUCUCCGUGGAAUCUCAGAAAUAUUUUACAAAAAUUGUCAGCAUUAUCUCCACUUAAAUAAAAAUAAUAUUAAAUAUUCCACUAGUCAUAUUAUACAUUAUUUUUAAUUAUACAUUGUUCAACAAGUACCAUAGCUGCUAAAGUCGAUAGUCUGUAGUUUACCUAACAGCAAUAUGUGAUUCUUUACUCGAAAACAUUCCACUAUGUUAUACGACCAAUUGUUUUAUCAAGGUUUAAUAGGUUUAAGUAUAAAUUGUAUUGUUAAGUAAUGAUGGAUGUCAUGAAAUGAGAUCCAGCAAACUCCAGUAUUUAGAUAUUUAUUAUUUACGAUGUUUACAAUUUGUCACAAAUCAAGA